UAUUUUCUUUUUUUUAGUUAAUUUUGAAAGAAAAAUGACUACAGAUCCAUUUAAAUGGGAAGAGGCUUAUACUGACGAUAUUUGUAUACAAUCUGCACUUCAAGAAGAUGAAAAUGGUUCCAUGGAAAAUGCAAUUCGACGAAUCAUUUCUGAAGAAAAGAGACUUAGAAGAAAUGAAGGAAGACCGACUAGAAUACGUCUUGGAAUGGUUUUUUUUAAUUUUUUUUGGGGGGGGGGGGGGUUGCUGACCAGAAUUUGUUCUGAUUUUUAUUCAGGGUUUGUUUUUUUUAUUUCUAUGGGGUUCCCCCUUCCUUUCUGA
Messenger RNA from Meloidogyne enterolobii, 319 nucleotides. NCBI's taxonomy places the organism in Eukaryota, Metazoa, Nematoda, Chromadorea, Rhabditida, Meloidogynidae. The record is from the annotation of a GenBank genome assembly.